AUGUCUCAAGGAGGUCCUCUGCGAGUUCUAGUGAUCGUUUCACACCGCAGCUCCCGGAUGCCUAAAGCUCAAAGCAACCCGGAAUCUCUGCUACCAAAAGCCAUUCGUCUCCUCAAAUCGACACGCCUAUACGUCCCACAAGAAACCCACCCGACAACGAGACUGAUAGCGGCACAGAAAUGGCAAACGAGGGUCUUCUUCGUCUUCGACAUUGGCCACACAGCCUAUGAUGCGCAGCUCGGCCAUUUACCGGAGCAGAACCGACUCCCGGUGGUGGUUGUGCACCUCAGCAAGAAGAACACCGCAUAUUGGGCCAACGCGUGGUUGUCGAAAAGGGUUAAUAGGGACAUUGCCCUGUUUCACAAUGUUAAUGGGUUUGGGGGUGUUCCACCUUUUGUAGAGGAUCACACCGUUGGAAAGCCACCCGAGUACAUGAACCCAAGGGAUGUGGCGCUUUUCCAAGCAGCUUGUUUGUGA
Molecule: messenger RNA, 477 nt
Organism: Penicillium brevicompactum
Lineage: Eukaryota; Fungi; Ascomycota; Eurotiomycetes; Eurotiales; Aspergillaceae
Exons: 1
Coding region: 1-477 (158 amino acids)
Source: RefSeq, a predicted model, not a curated record